AUGUCAUGGAUCCGGUUGGUGUCUAUAAUAUUCUGUGCGAUCGGGCUAGGGAAUACCCUUAAUACGUGGGAAAACCCGGGAUGCCAUAAAGUGGGCUUUAAACAAAAGAUAAGCAUUCCGGAUUGUGUCGAAUUUUCCAUGAUCAUCAAUGCCUGUCGAGGAUUUUGCGAAUCGUUUUCCAUGCCGUCUUCGCCGCUCGCUCUCGUUGGACACAAGCCACCAGAACCGGUCACAUCUGUGGGACAGUGCUGUAACAUAAUGGAAACGGAGGAUGUGCAGGUGCGAGUGUUGUGCGUUAACGGCAUUAGGAAUUUAACGUUCAAAUCGGCCACGAAUUGUUCCUGUUAUCAUUGUAAAAAGGAUUGA
Messenger RNA from Anopheles nili, 366 nucleotides. RefSeq names its product thyrostimulin alpha-2 subunit-like. Bases 1 to 366 code for a protein of 121 amino acids. The record is from RefSeq and is a predicted model, not a curated record. The transcript is spliced from 2 exons. Gene Ontology annotation, molecular function: hormone receptor binding. Gene Ontology annotation, biological process: cell surface receptor signaling pathway. NCBI's taxonomy places the organism in Eukaryota, Metazoa, Arthropoda, Insecta, Diptera, Culicidae.